Molecule: messenger RNA, 3235 nt
Organism: Schistosoma margrebowiei
Lineage: Eukaryota; Metazoa; Platyhelminthes; Trematoda; Strigeidida; Schistosomatidae
Source: the annotation of a GenBank genome assembly
UGUUUUAGCUAAUUGAAAAUAUUACAAUAACAGUAACGAGUAGUGCACAGCUUUGAGCUGCUGGACUGCAUUCUGGACCUUAGGCUACCAACUCAAUAUAUGAAUAUUAAUUCAGUCGUGAUGAACUAUUGUGAAAACUCUAAUUAUUCAGAUUUCCUCCCACUAUUUCGUCACAACCAAAAGAGAUUAAAUGGGGAACAAUACAAUGAUCGUCAAGUUGCCAGACAUCACAUGGAGUUUUUAUUGAACUUGAGAUUUGAUCAAUCAGUGUAUGACGAAAUAUUGCCAGUGUCGUUAAUAUCAUCACAGGAUAAAUUGUGGAACUCUUAUAAACCGUUAAAUAAAGUUCACUACAUAAGGAAAACUGGACUCGGAAUAAAAUGUGGUUCUGGAAUUUUCUUUCCAAACAAGUCGGAUACAGUGAACUCAAAACUCGUUGUGAAUUAUAAUCAAGUAUUUUAUUUUGAAGGCUUUCCAUUCGCUUAAUCAAAAUAUUUUCCUGCUCAAUAUUUUGUGGUGACUCAAAAUGUUGAAUGGGAAAAACAUUUCUAAAGGUCCAUAGAUUUAUUGUCUAAUAACUGGAUAUUUGAAGGUAUUAAUAAAGUUUGUAGAAAUUUACCGGUGAUUUUGACACUAUUUGUUUUAAAAAAGACUACUACCUGGAAGUGCCGAGCCAAGUGUCUAGGUGAAGCCCGUAAAUUUCGUGCUCAUCUGUCUUCGAUUUCCUUUAAGUUUGUUGUUCCUGUCAACGCUCAAUGUCCUAAUACCUGUUUGUCUUCCGAGAAACAAACUUAAAGAACUUCAGUAGUCGCGUUGUCUGAAUUUGUCGUUUUAAAGUUUCUUCACACAUUUUAAACGUUUGAGUGUCGUACUGCAACUUUCAUUUGAGCUGGAAUGACCUUAUUUAUCUGUUUUACAACUUUAGGUUGACGCCGGAUAUGGUUUUCAUCAAAAAAGAAACGUAACACAAAUGGCAUUGCCUGAGACAUCCAAUAAAAAGAAAAUUCACAGUAAAUCAAAAUCAUGUUGCCAGGAAUCGAACAAAUUGGGCGUAAAAGCCACCAUGAAUUGCACAAAGGCAAUAUCAAAAAUAAAUUCACAAACAAGACUGUCAGGGUUUCAUUUUGAUUUUUUAAAUAUCCCCACAUUGAUAAACUGUGAGAAUCAAUCAGAUAGCUAUUUUGUGGAUAAUUUUCAUAAAACAUCAAAAAACUAUAAGUCAGAGUGCUUGAACUUUGAAGAUUCAUUGAAGUUUAGGAAAGUUUUGAAGGAAGAGUUAUAUAGUAAUCUUUUUGAUCAAACAACUAUGAAAUCCGAAUUAAAGAACGCUUUGUUUCACUGGGCUACUGAAUGCGGAAUCGAAAUCAGAAAAUUUUUACCAAAUGAAAUCGAUAAUGUUUUUAACCAGUUAAAUAUAAUAGAUGCAAAGAUUCAGUUGCAAACAAUUGUCUCUAUAGGAAUUUUUGAAACAAAUCCAAACAAUGAACAGAUUGCGAUUCUCCGUGGUUUCCUUUUGCACAAUAAUCAAGAAAUUGUCUUAGCUACUUGCUUAUGUCUUAAUAUAAUAGGUUAUUCUAAUCAAACAUGUAUUGAAAAACUAAAUACUUUGAUCACAAUGGAUCAAAGCUUAUUACAUAUGAAAUCAUCAAAUAACAAAAUAUCAUCUACAUCUUUGAAUCUAUUGAAAUGGGCAUCAUCAAUUUGUUUAUGUAAAUUAGAUCAAUGUAAUUUAAAAGCAUUGAAUAUUUUAACUAAUCUUCUAUUUGAUCAGUUAAUUCAAUUUAUUCCCGAACAAUAUCCAAGCAAAACUUAUUACACUCAAAUGAAAGAGCUUAAUGAUUCAUUGAAUAAACCAUUAGAUUUAGAAGAUAAAUAUAUGAACUCAUUUGUUUCAAUUCUUUCCAAUCUCAUAAAAUUUGAUAUAAACAAAUCAAAUAUCUUUUUAAAUAGAAUUAUCUACUAUUCUGAAAUUAAGAUGAUUUUACGUCUUAGUAAGAAUCAUUCACAAAUUGAACAUUACUUUACUGAAUUUUUGAAUUCACCAAAUUGGAGAAUAAGAUUAUGUUCAUGUUGGCUUCUAUCCAUUCUAUUGUGUGAUUUAAGUAAAGAUACACUUACACGAAUAAAUCGUCUUAUGCUAUUAGAUUGGAGUACCAUGUUACGGAUAGCUACACUUCAUUGUCUGGAGACAAAUUUAAAGGGGAUGAAUGUAUCUUUAUUAUGGUCAAAUAGUUUAUUCAAUGACCCAUUUUUGUCAAAUGAUAACAAUAGUACUAUAACGAACAAGAUAAUUCAUGACUUGUCUAUAACCCCUAAAUCAAUCCCUUAUCGUCGUGCUCAGAGAUUAUACCAAUUAGCUAUGAAUGGUCUUUCACACGAUGAUUUAAUCAAACAGCUUCAUUUGGCUUUAAUGGACGAAUGUAGUUGUGUACGUAAAAUGGCAUGUGUUAUCAUUGAGCAAAAGGACGUAGCUACAGAAACAGUCAUUUUUAAUGAAUUGCUUAACAUUUUAAAGAAUGAUAUGAAUGAUAACGUUAAAAUAUUGGCUAUAAGAGCUUUGAAAACAAUAACUGGUUCUAAUGAAGAUAAUACAAAAUCCGAACAAGUUCAAAAUGUUUUAUAUCAUGCUAUUCAAUCUGAAUUCAAUCCAUCUAUCCGACAGAAAAUAUUCCAUCUUUUAUUAUGGUUUAUUCAAACACGUUUUAUAAUCUAUGAUACAAAUGAACAUUUAAUGAAUAAUGAAAUUGAUAUUUUAGCUAAAACCUUAAUUUACAAUGAAUAUAAUUCAUUAAAUGCAAAAAUCAUAGAUUUUAAUGAAUUAUUUAAUAUACAAAAUGAUAUAAUAGAAUAUAGUUUAAAUUAUGAAAAUGAAUGUGUUGCUAUGGAGAAAAAUGAUUCUAAUUUAAUACGUAAAAUAUUUAUACCAAACUAUAAUAUGUUUAUUAAUGAUAAAGGGGAUCAAAUGAAAUUACAAAAAUGUUUUCAAGGUCAUCUUUAUUAUUUAUAUAAUUUUUUAAGAAAAUCUUUAAAAUAUGAAAACUGUCCAGAGAUUCAAUGUGAAUUAUCUACUAUGAUAAAACCAUUAUUUGAUCAAAUAUUAAAUGAAGCAAAUAGAAAUGCAACAGAAAAUUAUUAUUAUUCAUAUCAUAAUGAUACAGAUUUAUUAAAAUUAUUAUUAAAUGAAAAAUGUAAUGAUAUAGUGAAAAUUUGUUAUGAUAUUAUACAAUAUUCUUAA